Molecule: messenger RNA, 1146 nt
Organism: Phytophthora infestans T30-4
Lineage: Eukaryota; Oomycota; Peronosporomycetes; Peronosporales; Peronosporaceae
Product: serine/threonine protein kinase
Exons: 1
Coding region: 1-1146 (381 amino acids)
Biological process (GO): protein phosphorylation; MAPK cascade
Molecular function (GO): MAP kinase kinase activity; ATP binding
Source: RefSeq, a predicted model, not a curated record
AUGAGGCGUAUUCGAUCCAUGCGGACAGACAUAGAGGAGGAAGCAGAGGAAAGUCGAAGGCCUAAAGUCGCUGAGAAGAAAAAGAGUAGUGACACGGCGUUUGCACCCACUGGACGUCCACGUCCUGCUCAGAUCAAGUUGGAGAUUUCGGAUCUACAUAUAGAGGUUAACGCUGCUUGUCCGCCAGCUCAGGGAGCAGGUCGUCAAGCAGGCAGUCCGAAGCAUUCGGAUCCCAGUGGCUUCAUGUUAAGACCAGGCUCUUCGUCGUCACCAACGUUCUCGUCUUCUGGAAAGCGAGGCAUCCAGCGCAACUUCGUUCAAGGCCUUGGGGCCGAUUUCCAACUAGAUCUUCACACGGCCAGUACCGAUCGAUUGGAGAAAUCGUACGACUUGUCGGCGUCGGGAACCUUUGAUGCUGUGGGGUUCCAGAUCAAACAGACCGGACUCACUCGCUCUCCUGAUCGCGAUUCGGAUGGGGUUCCGAGUACUCAAUCCGACAGACGACAGCAGCAUACGAAGAAGCACUUGGUCAAGCUCGGUGUUCUUGGUCGAGGAGCGAGUGGCGUGGUACAUAAAGCUCUUCAUGUUCCGUCUCUGAUGCUUGUGGCAGUUAAAGUGAUCCCUGUCUUUGAGUACGAAAAGCGGCAUCAACUCAUCGCGGAGCUUAAAGCUCUGUACAACAAUCUCUCUACUUUGCCGGAUACUGACGCUUCCGAGUCGGCACGACAAACUGUGGCUUGUCCGGAGCUCGUGUGUCUGUACGACGCCUUCAUGAAUCCGAACGAGGGUAAUGUAUCGAUUGUAGUCGAGUACAUGGAUGGUGGAUCUCUCCAAGACAUCGUCGAUACAGGAGGAUGUACCAGUGAGGUGGUGCUAGCCAACAUCUCGUUCCGCGUCCUUAAAGGACUCGCGUUUCUCCACAGCACACACCAACUCCAUCGCGACAUUAAACCCAGCAACUUGCUCAUCAACCACUUCGGCGACGUCAAAGUCUCGGACUUUGGGAUCGUUCGAGAAAUGGGAAACUCGAUGGCAAAAGCCACGACGUUUGUGGGAACGCUCACCUACAUGUCCCCGGAACGAAUCGCCAGCGAGGUAAACGGCCCAAAUCUCCACUUGUUAUCGACUCAAAUUCACGUGUGGUAA